CUACAAAAAUACUAUUACUGAUAGUGGCGUUUGUCCUUAUUUGCUUUUCGCGCCUUUUCAUCUUUACAACGCCGUACGGUAUACUUCCUUUUCCGGUCUUUUCACGACGCAUGCAAUUCUAAAUUUUAUGGAUUCUUUGGUUAAAUAGACAAUAUGAAACCUAUUUUACUGCAUGGCCAUGAGAGGGCAAUAACACAGAUAAAGUAUAAUCGAGAAGGUGAUUUGAUAUUCACAGCAGCUAAAGACAACCAGCCUAAUGUAUGGUACUCCCUGAAUGGAGAGAGACUUGGCUCCUUCAAGGGCCAUAAUGGAGCUGUCUGGUGUAUUGAUGUCAACUGGAACACGACCAGGGUUUUAACAGGUAGUGCAGACAACUCGUGUAAAUUGUGGGAUUGUGAAACAGGGAAGAACUUGAAUACUCUGGAUGUAAAGAAUGCAGUGAGAUCAUGUGGUUUCUCCUACAGUGGCAACCUCCUCAUGUACAGCACAGAUAAAACCAUGGGACAUCCAUGUGAAAUACACAUCUUUGAUGUGAGAGAUCAUACACAAAUGAAGAGUGGUGAACCAUUAAAUGUUAUACCAGUAAGUGGUCCCAAGAUCACAUCCGCUGUGUGGGGUCCAUACGAGGAAUAUAUUGUUGCUGGUCAUGAAACAGGAGAAAUUAUUCAGUAUGAUCCAAAGAAUGGAGAGAAGAUCAAUGCGGUGAAGGAACACACCAAACAGAUUAAUGAUCUGCAGUUGUCACUGGACAUGACCAUGCUUAUAUCAGCAUCAAAAGAUACUACAGCUAAGUUAUUCGAUGGAGCUUCUUUAAAGCAUAUGAAAACCUACAAAACAGAACGUCCAGUGAAUUCUGCAGCUCUUUCACCUCUACAAGAACAUGUUGUAUUGGGUGGUGGUCAAGAAGCCAUGGAGGUGACAACAACCUCUACCCGAGUUGGCAAGUUUGAUGCCCGUUUCUAUCAUCUCAUUUUUGAAGAAGAAUUUGGCAGGGUCAAGGGUCAUUUUGGACCAAUCAACAGCCUUGCUUUCCAUCCAGAUGGCAAAAGUUAUAGCAGUGGAGGAGAAGAUGGUUACGUACGAGUUCACUAUUUUGAUCCAGAAUAUUUCGACUUCAGAUUCGAAUUCUGAAAACAGCAGGACUUGCGGAUUUUACAUUAUUUAUUAUUAGAUCUGUGUUUUGAUAAAAAUUUGGGGAAAAAAGUUUUUCCUGCAGACUACUGACAUUAAAUUAAACAGAAAAAAUCAACAAAUUUGUGAAUUGCCGGAACUGAAUUAAAAGUGCUGUAUUAAAUACACUAUGUUUGAAUCCAUCUUCAGUAGUAAUAAAAUGUUAGAUAGACGGA
Messenger RNA from Mercenaria mercenaria, 1346 nucleotides. RefSeq names its product eukaryotic translation initiation factor 3 subunit I-like. Gene Ontology annotation, cellular component: eukaryotic translation initiation factor 3 complex, eIF3m; cytoplasm. The transcript is spliced from 9 exons. The record is from RefSeq and is a predicted model, not a curated record. Bases 154 to 1131 code for a protein of 325 amino acids. Lineage: Eukaryota; Metazoa; Mollusca; Bivalvia; Venerida; Veneridae. Gene Ontology annotation, molecular function: RNA binding; translation initiation factor activity; protein binding. Gene Ontology annotation, biological process: cytoplasmic translational initiation.